AUGGCAACUGUGACGACUGGCCGUGGUGAACUGUCGGCGACGCUUGAUCCACAUUUGUUUACAUUCAAACCGAAACUUAAUCAAAAAAGUAGUGAAAUAGCUCAAAAUCUUAUAUCGGAUUUUUAUGAACGUCAACUACAGCAUACCAAACGACUUCAAGAGUUUAAAGAAUUAGCUGCUAAUAACUAUGGUAAAUGGUAUUGCCGUGAGAAACGAGUUAAACCUCAAAAUGAAAGUAACAAAGCAACUACAGAAAAUAAACUCAUCAGUGAUGAAACGUCAUCUGCUGAAGAUAAUGACAUAUCAAGUGCACCUACAACAAUUGAAGAAAAUCGAACUAAAGAACGUCUAGCACGACUUGUUCGUGUCUAUGGUGCAGCUUUACCGAGAAGAACAGGACUGCCAUCAGCACGUAUACAAACACGAGUGAAUCGCCAUGUACAAGGACGAUCCGGAUCUUCAGAAGUAUCAGUAGCAGAAGCUCAACGAGGAGCAGAAAUCUCAGUAGCGUCGACAGCCACAGUGCUAGCGCCGCCUGCCCAAGCACCACCACUGCCACCACUAUCACAGCAUGUACCUAUUUCAAUACGACCUUUUCGAAGAAUUUCACCAAUAGUUCGCCCUAAAUCGCCAGCUAAAGUUGUUCGACAACCCGAUAUAUCACCUAAGCGUCCUAUAAUAAAUGAUUCAAUAAAUAUAGAAAGACUGAAACUUGCACGGGAUGAAGCCGAACGCGCUAUGAAAGAACAUAAAAUAUUUACAAUAAUUGGUCCAUAUCCAGCUUUAAGAGAAGCUUUACGACGUCGUGGUUGGAUUGAAAAAUUCGAUCGAGGUCCAUCAUUACCAGGUGGCCACGGAAAUAAAAAAUCUGAUAAAAAAAACAAUAAAAGUGAUGAUGACGAUGAUGACGAUACAAAUGAUGAUGAAUUGGGUGAUGACGAUCUCGAUGAAAGUCCCAUGGAUGAUGAUGAAGAUAAAAUUCAACCAUGGGAAGAAAAUGAUGGUUAUUAUGGACUUUUAUCACGUCUUGUUAAAACGGCUCCACCAGAUUUCAUAUGGAGUGUGCAAGCUUCAUAUGAUACAAGUAGUUUAAAUAAAGAUCAAAUGGUUAAUCAUUAUUCAAGAAAUGGCUGUUUUACAACAAAGGUUGGUCUUUGUAGUAGUCUGAAAAGUUUGCCAUGGUUUUAUUCGGGUUGUGCUGAUGAAUUUUAUCCAAGAUGCUAUAAAAUAACGCAUGAAGAUGAUAAAAUUGCAUUUAUUGAUGAUUAUCGUUUAACAUCAUGCAUUAGUUUUCUUAAAGUUGUUCAAAAUCGAUGUAGAGGAAUCAUGGAACCUGAUAUGAAUUCAAUUUUAGCUAUGAGUUCCGAUGAUCGUUCUAAUCCAUCAUUAAAUCCCGAUGAAGAUUCACUAUUAUUAGGAAUGAAUAUAUUACCUUCAACUACAUUAUCUCCUAAGCCUGUUCUAGGAAAAAUUCCAACAACAAAAAAAGUUCCCUCAUCAUAUCUUGAAUUUGCUUUAAAAAAAGUCGAACAAUAUGCACUAGCAUGUGAUCAUGAAGAUAUUGAUAUAAGUCUAAAUUUACAAAAUGAUACAACCGACGAACAAUGGGCACAGUUCAUUGAACAAUUCUAUGCUGCUUCACAUUCGUUUAUGGAAAUCGAAGGAAUGGAAAAGUAUUUGAAUAAAAUUGAUCAAUGUUUGAAAAAUGUUGAACAAAAUUGGCCACAAUAUCAUAUUGACGGUACAAGAAACAUAUGGAUACUCAAACCAGGUGCUAAAUCAAGAGGACGAGGAAUUGUUGUUUACGAUCGUCUUGAUGAUAUAUUAAAAUUAACUACAUCAUCGUUAGUAAAUGAUAGAAAAUUUGUUGUACAGAAAUAUAUUGAACGUCCAUUACUUAUUCAUAAUACAAAAUUUGAUAUACGCCAAUGGUUUUUAGUGACUGAUUGGAAUCCAUUAACCAUAUGGAUGUUUAAAGAUUGUUAUUUACGUUUUUGUACUGAACAUUUUAGUUUAUCAACAACACAACAAAGUGUACAUUUGUGUAAUUAUUCCAUACAAAAACAUUAUAAAAAUAAUUCAAAUCGACAUGCCGAUUUACCGGUGGAAAAUAUGUGGACUAAUGCUGAAUUCAUUGAAAAAUAUCUCAAACCUAAUAAAUUAGCCGACAAAUGGGAUUCAUUUAUUUAUCCUGCAAUGAAAGAUUCGAUUAUAUGUUCUAUGCUUGUUGCACAAGAUACAAUAGAACCAAGAAAGAAUUCAUUUGAAUUAUUUGGUGCCGAUUUUAUGCUUGGUGAAGAUCUUAAACCUUGGCUUAUUGAAAUAAAUUGUAGUCCAACUAUGGCUCGUUGCACAGCAGUAACAACCGAAAUGUGUGAUGGUGUUCUUGAAGAUACUUGUAAACUAAUAAUUGAUCGAAAAUAUAAUCGAGUAAAUGAUACAGGUCGUUUUGAAUUGAUCCAUAAAGGACUGCCUGUACCAGUUCCAAUCUAUAUUGGCAUUGAUCUUCGUAUUGAAGGUAAAACCUGUAAAACAAAUCGAACGCAUAAUAAUAAUUCAAAUACGAAUGGAACACAUAAUAAUAAUAAUAAUAAUGCAACGAUAACUACACCUGUGUCUGCACCACCACAAGUACGUGCAUCAAAGGAUGCUACAGCUGAUAAUGAUUCAAAUCAACUUCAUUCAAUCAGUGCUCUUGAUGCUAAUCAUGAUAGAUCAUCUUCAAAAAAUGGCGGAAUAAAUCAACCGUCUGGAGAUUAUAAUGAUAUAGCAUCAUCAACCGAUUCCAUAUUAGAUAGAGUAGAUAAUAAUCAAUAUCGUUUUCAUUCAAAUAAUCGAUCAACAAAUGGCGCACGACGUAAACAAUCAAAAGUAAAGUCAAAUCGGAUUUCAGCUAAUAUUCUUUCAAAUCAACAAUUAAAUCCACCAAAACUCAAUGAUCGUGUACCAUCACCAAAAGAAACGAAACCUUCUCAAACUCAUCCAUAUUUUCGUCAAUGUCAAAGAUCUGCAUUGCCCCAGCGAAUACAAGAACAGCAAUUAGAUAAAAAUUCUUCGCCUAGUUGUCAACGACCAAAAACAACUUUGACAUCUCUGAGGCCGAAUCCUAUUCCAAGUAUUCCUACGUCAUCCACACUUACUAUAAUCGAUGCCGGAAAAGAGCAUAUAAAUGUUAUUGCAGUAGCUUGA
Rotaria socialis is the source of this 3189-nucleotide messenger RNA. The record is from the annotation of a GenBank genome assembly. Lineage: Eukaryota; Metazoa; Rotifera; Eurotatoria; Philodinida; Philodinidae.